ACCAUAUCUCGUUAUUUUUUUGCCAGCUCGCAAAUUCGAAUUUUUGAAAUUUUCAACAAAAAAACUUUAACUUCAAACAAAAUGUUCAAAUUGAUCGUCACUUUUACUGCUCUCUGCGCUGUAGCCUCUGCCGGUUACCUUAGUGGCUAUGGACUUGCUGGUCAUGGUUUGGGUUACAACGGCUACAGCGGCAUUGUUGCCCCAGCCUAUCAAGCACCCGCCGUCGUGGCUACUGUACCAGUUGUGAAGACUUACAGUGCGCCCAUCGUGGCUGCACCGGUGGUGAAGACCAUCGCCCCAUUGGCUACCUCAUACGCCUCAUACAAAUCGAUUCCUGUAGUACAUGCCGCUCCAGCUGUAUAUGCGGCGCCAUCUUACGGUUCGCUAGGUCAUUAUGGUCUGAGCUAUGGCUAUGGUCAUGGUUUCUUGCACAAGUAGAGUAUAGUGAGCGAACUAAGUACAAAUAAUGUGAAUUAUACUGGACUGGAAUGUGGAAAAGGAUAAGGAUUACUUGUACAGUAAUAAAUAUAUUUGGCUGACUUGAGUGAAUUGAAAACCUAUUCAUCUUGCAAGAAUGAAAAUGACUUAAGUACAAACAGCAAUUGGAGUCAGUGCGCAGAAUGAAGAGAAGCGCAGUUUUGACUACUGAGCACUAACACAUUUUUGUAUGUUUUGUUUUCACGUACUCGAUGCUGAAUAUAUUUUUAUGUAUAUUUUAAUAAACUAUUAAAACGAAAUUAAA
Molecule: messenger RNA, 742 nt
Organism: Anastrepha obliqua
Lineage: Eukaryota; Metazoa; Arthropoda; Insecta; Diptera; Tephritidae
Product: cuticle protein 64-like
Exons: 2
Coding region: 82-438 (118 amino acids)
Source: RefSeq, a predicted model, not a curated record